GCACGCCGUCUUUUAUAGCUAAUCAACCCCCUAUUGGACGGUCCAGAUUAAAUAUUUUCAAUCUUAGGUGCAGAUAGAGAGAGAGUGAGUCGCCGGUUUCUGGGUGGCCUGGACGGCGAAAUGGGGAAGGAUCGGAACGGACCUGCUCGAGAUGAAGAAAUAGGAGUGAGAGGGGAUGUGGAGGAGCGAGGAGAUGAGGAGCCGGCGAGAAGAGAGCGCCAGAAGAAGGCGAAGAAGAGGAAAGAGGAGAGCAGCGGCGAUAGCUCCGGUGAUUCCGAUAGCGAGAAAGCACGAGAAAAGAAGAGGAAAAAGAAGGGGGGGAUGAGCAGAGGAUCCCGUAAGAGGGAUGCAUACAGUGAGUCUGAGGAUGAAAGCUCCUAUUCCGAUUCGUAUUCCGAGUCGGAAACGGGCUCGGAGGGGGAUUCCGAGUCGGAUUCAGAGUCGGAGUCUGAGAGCGAGGAGGAGUUGAGGAGGAGGAGGAAGCGGAAGGAGCGGAGAAGGAAGGAGAGGGAGCAUGAGAAGGAAAGACGCAGGAGGAAGGAGAAGGAAAGGGAGAGGAGGAGGAAGAGGGAAAAGGAGGAGAGGAGGAGGAGGAGGAAGGACAGAAAAAAGGAGAAGGAGAAGAAGAAGAAAGAUAAGGAUGGAGUGACAAAGGGGGCCGUCACGAACUCAUGGGGGAAGUACGGUGUUAUCAAAGAGACCGACAUGUGGAACAAACGGCCGGAGUUCACUGCGUGGUUAGCUGAAGUUAAACAGGUUAAUUUGGAAACGUUGCCAAACUGGGAAGAGAAACAGAUGUUCAAACAAUUCAUGGAGGAUCAUAAUACAGCCACAUUUCCGUCGAAGAAGUACUAUAAUUUAGAUGCUUAUUAUCGACGCAAGAUGGAUAAUGAGAAAAAGAAGGGCACUAAGAAGGUCAUUGCAACGGAGCGUACAGCUUUUAAUGAUGAGGAACAACGAAGACAAGAGUUGUUGUUGGAGCGCGAAAAACAGAAGGAAGCGAAGGUGGAUGAAUUGAAACGCUCCAUGCAGAGUGGAAUGGCGCAAGCGAUGAAGGAACAAGCUCGUCUGAGGGAGGAGAUGGCCUAUCAGUAUAAGCUAGGAAAUUUUGAGGCUGCUGCUGCUAUUCAGAGAAGAUUGGAUCCAGAUGCUGCACUUUAACAUGUUUUCAAGUCACUGCUGGAAUUCAACUAGUAUGUUGCUGAUGUAACUUAUCUUUCCAUGAACUGUUCUUUAAAUUCUAACAUGAAGACAUAUAAUUAAUUCUAUUCAAAAUCAGCUCGUUUUU
Molecule: messenger RNA, 1288 nt
Organism: Phalaenopsis equestris
Lineage: Eukaryota; Viridiplantae; Streptophyta; Magnoliopsida; Asparagales; Orchidaceae
Product: vicilin-like seed storage protein At2g18540
Exons: 8
Coding region: 121-1161 (346 amino acids)
Source: RefSeq, a predicted model, not a curated record